Cynocephalus volans (Philippine flying lemur) is the source of this 628-nucleotide messenger RNA. RefSeq names its product histidine triad nucleotide binding protein 2 (gene HINT2). The record is from RefSeq and is a predicted model, not a curated record. Bases 47 to 538 code for a protein of 163 amino acids. Lineage: Eukaryota; Metazoa; Chordata; Mammalia; Dermoptera; Cynocephalidae. Gene Ontology annotation, molecular function: hydrolase activity. Gene Ontology annotation, cellular component: cytoplasm; mitochondrion. The transcript is spliced from 5 exons.
GAACCGUGCGCCGACCCCGGGGAGAGGUUCCCGCGGCUCCGGGAAGAUGGCGGCGGCCGUGGUGCUGGUCGCCGGGUUGUGCGCGGCGCGCAGAGCCGUCGCAGCUGCGGGGUCACGGGGGGCUCAGGUCCGAGGAGUUGCAGGUGUGACUGAUGGGAAUGAAGUGGCCAAGGCCCAGCAGGCAGCUCCUGGUGGAGCAGCUCCAACCAUCUUCUCCCGGAUCCUGGACCGAAGCCUCCCAGCUGACAUUCUAUUUGAGGACCAGCAGUGCCUCGUGUUCCGUGAUGUGGCCCCUCAGGCUCCUGUGCAUUUCCUGGUCAUUCCUAAGAAGCCCAUUCCUCGGAUUAGCCAGGCUGAAGAAGAAGACCAGCAGCUUCUAGGACACCUACUCCUUGUGGCCAAAAAGGUAGCAAAGGCUGAGGGCCUAAGAAAUGGAUAUCGACUUGUAAUCAACGAUGGCAAGCUUGGCGCACAGUCUGUAUACCACCUGCACAUUCACGUACUUGGGGGCCGACAGCUUCAGUGGCCCCCAGGUUGAACCUGCCAACUGACCAAGGACCCCGGACCUGGAUGAUUAGAUGGGGAAGGGAAAAGGAAACCUGGGAUGAUAAUAAAUCUGCUGUCUCAA